AGGGUUUCGCCUUUAGCUCACAAACAUGGCGAGUUAAGGAGGAGAGACGUUGUGCGGUGCAAGGGGAUGAGGGUGCCAGGCGACACCAGCCUCUGCACAAGACGGAGACACCAGUCGAGCACGCAGAAAUUUCAAAUAAAAAUUGUUACGAACUUUUUGGUAGACUAAUUGUUACGAACUUUUUCAUGGGUCUGUUUCUGCAUUGACGGAUUUCGCGGCUGCCAUCUGUUGAGCUUGCAUUCGACGAUUUCCUUGUGGUUUUGGACCCCUUUCAUUCAGCUCACACGGCAGUUUUUCAGGAAGAGCAAAGUGUGUCUCAAGAGGGAGUGUUAGCCGCUCGUAAUGGAUUGCUGCACUAUUGCAGAGAUGGAAUCCAUGAGGUUUAGAGGAGUUUCUUGAGCACUGACAGUAUGAUUAGACGGAAAAAGGAGGUGUUGCGUGGUGGAGUUGCGAAAUUCAGCGAGUACUGAGGAGAUCUUUGGAAUUCUCGCUCGUAAUAAAGACGUGAGGGUCAUGUGGCGGUAAUUUCUUUUUACAGGUUGUGGAGGGGAGAAGAGAGUGAUUCUUUAGAGUGGGUCGCUCGUAGAGCUUAAUCUCAGAACUUUAAAUUGUCUUGUAUUUUUGGAGGUGUAAGUUGUGCACAACCCGCAGUGGCAGUAGAAGACGGAAUUGGGUAUUGAAGGUGGGCUUAGCUGGCCUUUCUGUGAACAUAUUGACGAUAUACCGUGGUCCGAUAGAUAGCUUGAAGAUCGAUCAAGGUAUUUAGGUGGGACAAGAGAGAAGGCUCGACGGGUGUGGAGAGAUGCGGAAUGCAGGUUCGAUGCCAGCCAUAAGCUGCGGCCGGGAGAUUAUGUUGCGGAGCUACUUGAGCACGCGACCUAUCUUGCCUGCUCGUUUUGUCCUCUAUUCCUGCCUCAAAACGUCCUCGCUUAUUCCUCUAAUAACUCCACGUAGAGUGAGCAUUCCACGACGCCAACUUCAGCUUGCUUCUGUAAGAAGCUGUAGUGGGAAGGCCUUGGUUCAAGAUACGCCUAUUGAAUGGACGAGAAAUCGAAGCUCUGUGAGACUAUUUGCGACGGCUAGAGACACAGGGGGAAAGCAGGCCAUCGAAAGUGAGGUAGAGUCUAUCACUGGCGGAGACCUAGGCCCCAUUGGCAAACCAGAGAUAUGUACGGCUGAUGAAUUGCAUUAUGUUGCCGUUCCAAAGACUACGUGGCGUCUUGCUCUCUGGCGCUAUCGCCCUUCGAAAUCUGCGCCAAAGAGGAAUCAUCCAGUGCUUAUGCUGUCGGGUAUUGGAACAAAUGCAAUCGGGUUCGACUUGGACCCCAGUGCAUCAUUGGCGCGUCAUCUAGCAGCAGCAGGAUUUGAUUCAUGGAUUUUAGAAGUUCGGGGAUCGGGACUUAGCAAGCGAGAAGGGGAGCCAACGUCCAGCGAACUUGGUGGGACUGAUGGGGCUCUUAAUGGAGCCGUUCAAGAUGCAUUCGUCCAAGCCACCGUGAAAUCUGCCACAAAAGCAGCCGAAAAGAAGGGAAAUGGUGCUGUUGCACAGGAGAAGAAUGAGAACCCUCUGAAGCCGCAAUCCAAUGCAUUGGCAAAAGUCGAUAAGUCCUCCAAGGAAGAAGAUUCGGUAGCAUCUCGGAUGACCAGUAGAAUAACCCAGAUAUCACAGACUCUGAGAAGCUUGGUUAGCGAAGGACAAUCCCGGGUCUCCGUAGCUAACCUUUUAGAGCAGGUUACUUCUCUGCUGGAGGAUAAGGUGCUGAAUGAGCGAUUUGAGAAUCUUCGUGAGAGGCUUACAGCCCUGUUGGAGGGACCACAAACGAACUCUGUGGCAUCUCAGGUUGCGGAAUUCAGUAAUAGUGUUACAGCGUUGCUGGAGGAAGGACAACGCUCUGUUACUCCAAGCGUUACCAGCUUGCAAGAAAGAUUAACCGCAACAAUUACCGAGUUUCAGGAGGUCCUUGAAUUGAUUGCCAAGUAUGACUGGGAUUUUGACACUUAUCUUCAAGAGGAUGUUCCAGCUGCUAUGGAAUAUGUAAUCAAUCAUACAGGAUCUCCCGAUGGGAAAGUCUUGGGAGUGGGUCAUUCUAUGGGUGGUAUUCUCCUGUAUGCUAUGCUGGCCAUUCGCGAAGAAAGAGCAGGACUUGCUGGAGCGGUAUCACUGGCAUCAUCAUUGGAUUAUGCGGUGUCUGAUACCUCACUUAAGAUGCUUCUACCUCUGACAGAUCCUGCGCAAAGGUUGAAUGUACCUGUGGUUCCUUUAGGAGCAUUGAUGACUGCAAUCCAUCCACUUUCAACACGUCCUCCAUACGCUUUGGCCUACUUGGGCUACCAAGUCUCUGCCCGUUCAAUGAUGGAACCCGAACUUUUCAAGAAGCUAGUUUGCAACAAUUUCUGUACAAUUCCUGUAAAGUUGUUAUUACAAUUAGCAACUGUCUUUAAGCCUGGAGGCUUGCAGAACCGAGACGGCACCGUGAAGUAUAUGGAACGUCUCCAUAGCUGCAAAGUCCCUGUGCUUGCUGUUGCUGGCGACGAAGACCUCAUCUGUCCGCCGAUAGCAGUAUCUGACACGUUAAAAGUUUUUCCACAAGCCAAUGUAACCUACAAACUCUUCGGUGGUGAGGAUGAUCGACAUUAUGGCCACUAUGAUCUUCUUUGUUCUCGUACAGCAAAGCGAGAAGUAUACCCGGUCAUUACAGACUUCCUGGUCAAGUGCGACAAUACUAAGGUUGACUCAAGUGGAUAGGUUUCAGCUUUAGAAUGUUUCAGCUUUGUGCAGGUGGCUAUAUGUUGCGGAGACGCGCUCUCUGGGGCAUGAAUGAUACCUAUUUCUGAGUUGCCUUUGAGUUAAUUUUAAUGAGAUGAAAGUAGGUCCGAUCAGUUUCCUCAUGUGGACAUUUGAAAAUCGUUGCAAAAUUUUUAAAUAAGGGUUUCUGGCGGUUCCCAUGAUCACUAUUUUGUAAUGAUUUGAAGUUCACUUCAAACAUUCAAAAUUUGUUGGCA
Physcomitrium patens is the source of this 3003-nucleotide messenger RNA. RefSeq lists its product as uncharacterized. The record is from RefSeq and is a predicted model, not a curated record. NCBI's taxonomy places the organism in Eukaryota, Viridiplantae, Streptophyta, Bryopsida, Funariales, Funariaceae.